This is a messenger RNA of Mauremys mutica (yellowpond turtle), 3166 nucleotides long. It is a transcript of the gene TLR2, whose product is annotated as toll like receptor 2. The coding region runs from base 441 to 2804 and encodes 787 amino acids. NCBI's taxonomy places the organism in Eukaryota, Metazoa, Chordata, Testudines, Geoemydidae. Gene Ontology annotation, cellular component: membrane. Gene Ontology annotation, molecular function: transmembrane signaling receptor activity; protein binding; triacyl lipopeptide binding. The transcript has 2 exons. The record is from RefSeq and is a predicted model, not a curated record. Gene Ontology annotation, biological process: immune response; inflammatory response; toll-like receptor signaling pathway.
GCGGGGGCGGGCGCCGCCUGGGGCGCUCGCGGCCGGCCAGCGCGGAGAAGGCUGAGAGCGCGGAGCGGAGCGUGACAGCCUCGCCCCCGCUACCCACCCGGCAGCUCCCAGUGCGGCCGCAGACGGGUCCCGGGUCCCCGGGGCUUGCAGCCCCCCAGGCGGGAGGAGCGGCUCCGUGCAGCGCUGGGGCGAAGGGGAAAGAGUACAGCAGCCUCUGCCCUGCGGCUGAGUCUGGUCCCGGCCUUGCUGGGUGGGUCCCACAAAACGGGGGAGCUCCCCUCGGGCCAUGUUUGACAGCUUCCAGCCCUGGCUUAUUGGUUGAUGGGCACGUGCUUUGUAGGCUGCGCUUUGUUCGCCGGGCUAUUGAUUUAUUAGACCGCUGAUCGCCCCCCGGAGAAGCCCGGUGUUGAAGACAGGUGCCUCGUGAGUCGCAGACCUGAAUGGGUAAAAUCAUGCCUAAUCAACUCUGGAAAGAGUGGGUCAUCUACAUGGUCAUAAUGGCAAAUCUUUCUGAAGAAAAAGCCACAACGCAGGUGUGUCCUUCAUGUGAUGCCACUCAUUUCUGUGACUGUUCUUCAAUGAAUUUGAGCACCAUUCCUUCAGGGCUAACAACUGAUAUCACAGGGCUAAAUCUGUCCUGCAACAGCAUAAAAUAUGUCAGAGAAACUGAUCUGCUGGUGGGUGUGAAUCUGAGAGUGCUGCUGCUGCAAUUCAAUCAAAUUUGGACAAUAGAUAAGGAAUCAUUUAUUUUCCAAGGAAAAUUGGAACAUUUGGAUUUAUCAAAUAAUAAGUUGACUCACUUGUCACCCAUUUGGUUUAGACAUCUUUUUUCCUUACAGCACCUAAACAUACAGGGUAAUUUAUAUACAACACUGGGGGAGAAUCCCUUGUUUUCUAAACUCAAAAAUUUGAGAUAUCUGCACCUGGGGAAUAACAAUUCCUUCUCUGCUAUACAGAAGGAAGACUUUGAUGGCAUUACAGUUCUUGAGCAACUUGAGAUUGAUGGUCAAAGGCUCAGGCAAUAUGAGUCAGGGAGUUUGAUAACAGUUAACAUAAAUCAUAUCAUCAUAAACAUAAAUGAUGUCCAGGUGUUAUCGGUGAUGGUAGAAGAUUUUAUACAUUCUGCAAUAUGUGUAGAACUGAGAAAUAUAGCCUUCAAUACAGCUAAUGAAUCUUCAUUAUUGGAGCCAAUGAGUCAUUCUGUCAUGGAAAAAUUUGUGUUAAAAAAUGUUUUGUUUACAGAUGCAAGCAUUGACAAAAUGUUAAACAUCUUGGUGCAUGCUGAGCAAUUGUUGGAGCUGGAGCUGGACAACUCUAUACUGCAGGGAACAGGACACUGGCAUGAACCAAUUAAAAUAAAGAGAAAAAGCCCCAUGGAAAUCGUGACAAUACAGAGAUUAACUAUAGAAAAAUUUUAUUUGUUUUCAGAUCUUAGCAGUUUGAAAAAUCUUAUAGGUAACAUCACCAAAAUCACAGUUGUAAAUACUAAGGUGUUCUUGGUGCCUUGCAGCAUUUCAAGACAUUUUUCCUCACUCCUUUAUCUUGAUCUCAGUGAAAAUUUGCUUGCAGAUCCAAAUUUGGAACAUUCAUCCUGUAAGGGUGCAUGGCCCUUGCUGCAAACUUUCAAUUUAAGUCAAAAUACAUUGGGUGAUAUACAAAUGACGGGACGAAGUCUAUCUCAUCUAAAAUACCUUACUCACCUAGAUAUUAGCCAAAACAAUUUUGGUGAAAUUCCAGAAUUGUGUCAAUGGCCAGAAAACCUGAAAUAUUUAAAUAUCUCAGGCACUCAAAUACCCAAAUUAACAACGUGCAUUCCUCAAACUCUUGAAGUUUUGGAUGUUAGUAGUAAUAUCCUCAAUGAUUUUAGAUUAAAGCUACCACGUCUCAAAGAGCUCUACAUUGCAAAAAACAAAUUAAAGACCUUGCCAGAUGCUCCAUUUAUUCCUAACUUAGUAGCCCUGAGAAUCAGCAGAAACAAAUUAACCAGUUUCUCUAAGGAAGAAUUUGGAUCAUUUAGGAAAAUGGAGACACUGGAUGCAGGUGACAAUAAUUUCAUCUGCUCUUGUGAAUUUCUCUCCUUCAUUCAAUAUCAGGAGGGAAUAGCUAACGUCUUGGCUAACUGGCCAGAGAACUACAUCUGUGACUCUCCGUCUUCUGUGAGAGGGCAGCAGGUAAACGCUGCUCGGCUUUCGCUGUUUGAAUGUCACAGAACUUUGGCCGUGUCCUUAAUUUGCAUUCUGGUGGUCUUGGUAAUCUUGUCUAUUGUGAUCCUGGGCUACAAACUUCAUGUGAUCUGGUACAUGAAAAUGACCUGGGCUUGGCUUCAAGCUAAAAGGAAACCCAGGAAAUCACACAAUCAUGACUUCUGCUAUGAUGCUUUUGUUUCCUACAGUGAAAGAGACUCAGAAUGGGUUGAAAACUUAAUGGUACAGGAACUUGAGAAUGCUAUCCCCCCAUUUAAACUGUGCCUUCAUAAACGGGACUUUGUGCCUGGGAAGUGGAUCGUUGACAACAUCAUUGACUCCAUUGAAAAAAGUCAUAAAACUCUGUUUGUGCUGUCAGAGCACUUUGUGCAGAGCGAGUGGUGCAAGUAUGAGCUGGAGUUCUCGCACUUCCGUCUCUUUGAUGAGCAUAAUGAUGCAGCAAUUUUGAUCCUUUUGGAGCCCAUUCAGGAGCAAACAAUUCCCAAAAGAUUCUGUAAACUGAGGAAAAUAAUGAACACAAAGACCUACCUUGAAUGGCCUCUUGAUGAAGAUCAGCAACAGAUAUUUUGGUUUAAUUUGAAAAUAGCAUUAAAAUACUAGAAAAGGUCUGUCAAGACUGAGACAGUAAUGAGGCCACUAUAAGGGCCUUAUCCCCUUACAUUUGCAGGAUUAGGCUCCUAAAUUUCCCAGAAAGCUGAAAACACUGGAGUUUGUAUGUGGUGUUAUGAAAAGAGUUUUUAAUCUUUUUAUGUUUUGUUUUGGCCAUUUAUUGUCUCCACAUUUCAAUCUACAGUAAUGAAAUUUGUGUUAAGGAAAUAUAUGACUUGAGGACAGAAGAUUGUUUAGAGAUUUGUCCAUGUUGUCUCUGCAUACGUGUCUGUAAAAAGGCUGUGGUGUGAUAACAUGCAAAAUCUGGUGCAAUUCUGUAUUCUUUAUAUAAACGAGGGGUCGACAACCUUUCA